GGGGCUUUCGUGGCGGGCUUAGCUGGGUUGCUGCAGUUGUAGAGGAAGCGGCUCUGGGCCUCCGCGGGCGGGAGGCAGCUAUGCCCCGGUAUUAUGAGGACAAGCCAGAGGAAGGCGCGUGCGCGGGCGUGAAGGAGGAUCUGGGCAUCUGCCUGCUGCAGUCCGACUGCGUGCUGCAGGAAGGAAAAUCCCCUCGGCAGUGUUUGAAAGAAGGAAACUGCAAAGCUCUGAAAUACUCAUUUUUUGAAUGUAAAAGAUCAAUGUUGGAUGCAAGAUCAAGAUUCAGAGGAAGAAAAGGAUAUUGAUCCUAAUAUGUUGAAACCAAGAUAAAGUCAACAAAGCAUUUUCUGUGGUCAAAAACAGAGAAAUCAACAUAAGAAAUAUUUUCUGUAUCAACUGGAUCUAUUUUUCUGCUCCACUGAAUCCUAAAGAAAGUAGAUGAGUUCUGUUUUUGAAAGUAAAUUUAAAUUGAACAUUUAUGAGAAUGGUAGCUAAAUAAAUGUAUAUUGAGAAUUGUUCUUAAUCACAGAGAAUAAAAAGAUGAUUGUUUUCAAGCUUGAAUCCUCCUCAUGGAUAGAACAGUCAGGACAGUUAUAAUCCAUAAUACAGAGCAAAUGUUUGUUGUGGGGCCAGAGAGAUAGUAUAACAGGCUGAGUUCUGGCCCUGCACUGGCCAGUCUUAUUUCACACCCCACCACCACAUAUGGUCUUCAGUGCUUCACCAGGAAUGUUCCUUGAGCACAGAGCCAGGAGUAGGCCCUGAGUACCACCAAGUGUAACCCCAAAACAAAAGUAAAUAAAAAUAAACUUAAUACUCAUCUA
This is a messenger RNA of Suncus etruscus (white-toothed pygmy shrew), 821 nucleotides long. Its product is annotated as cytochrome c oxidase assembly factor 5. NCBI's taxonomy places the organism in Eukaryota, Metazoa, Chordata, Mammalia, Eulipotyphla, Soricidae. The record is from RefSeq and is a predicted model, not a curated record. Gene Ontology annotation, cellular component: mitochondrion. The coding region runs from base 81 to 305 and encodes 74 amino acids. Gene Ontology annotation, biological process: mitochondrial respiratory chain complex IV assembly. The transcript has a single exon.